Messenger RNA from Nothobranchius furzeri (turquoise killifish), 3713 nucleotides. RefSeq names its product potassium channel subfamily K member 1. Gene Ontology annotation, molecular function: outward rectifier potassium channel activity; potassium ion leak channel activity. Gene Ontology annotation, cellular component: plasma membrane. NCBI's taxonomy places the organism in Eukaryota, Metazoa, Chordata, Actinopteri, Cyprinodontiformes, Nothobranchiidae. The record is from RefSeq and is a predicted model, not a curated record. Gene Ontology annotation, biological process: stabilization of membrane potential; potassium ion transmembrane transport.
GGGACGACAGAAGUUGUUACUAAACAUAGAGAGAGAGGAGAGCCCUCCGUCUGGUUAGAUGAAACGGAGGGAAAUUAGAGGAGGAACCGUGAGUUGUGCGUGAUGGCGCUCGGAGGAGGAAGCUUCAUGGAGCGACGCCAGGCAGGGAUAAACUUUGCGCUGCUGCUCGUCGCCUACAUCUUAUACCUGCUCCUCGGCGCUGGGAUAUUCUCGGCCAUCGAGCUGCCAUAUGAGCACGAGCUCCGGGGGGAGGUGCAGGCGGUCAGACGGGACUUCCUGAGCAACAACACCUGCGUGUCAGACGCGCGCCUUGAGGAGCUCCUGGCUCUCGCGCUGGAGGCCAGUAACUAUGGCGUGUCCAUCCUUGGUAACAACAGCAGCCGCAACUGGGACUUCAUAUCAUCCCUGUUCUUCACCAGCACCGUGCUGACGACAACAGGUUAUGGCCACACUGUUCCCCUCUCUGAUGGAGGGAAGCUAUUCUGCAUCUUCUACUCCCUCUUAGGCAUCCCCAUCACCCUCUUCUUCCUCUCCACUGUGGUGGAGAGGCUUAUGGUCUUGGUGACCCGACGGCCAGUCUCCUACUUCCAUCGGCGAUGGGCGAUUUCUCGGCCCAAACUGGCUGCGAUGCAUGCCACAUUCCUCAGCAUCAUCAUGGCUUUGCUCUUCCUCAUCAUCCCUGCAUGUAUCUUUUUAGCUCUGGAGGAGGACUGGAACUUUUUAGAGUCUUUGUAUUUUUGCUUUAUCUCACUGACGACUAUUGGACUUGGGGAUUAUGUUCCUGGAGAAACUUCUAAUAAAGAGGCCAACCCUCACCCACAUCUGUACCGGCUGGCCAUUACAGUAUAUUUGCUGCUAGGUUUGGUGUGUGUCCUGGUUGUCAUGGAGACAUUCUUUGAGCUUCCCCAAAUGAGACAACUAAGACAGAAGUUCCUCCAAGAAAACAUUCGAGAACUGGACUCAGAAUCCACCAACAUCAUUGAUCACGAUCACCUGAGUGGCCAGGCGACUGACCCGACGUAUCAGAUGACAUCUUCAGUUCAGCCGCCGGUAAUCCCUUCAGUGUCAGAACAGGCAGAGACCAUGAGGCAGAACAACACAACAGUUCCUUACGCCCCCGUUGCAGUAUCCGCUGUUAAUGGAAACCUGAGAUAACAGCUGUCUGGGAUUUUAGGGGGGUGUUAUGUACAAAUAGUUUUUAAGGGACUGACUCGUGAACUUUUCCUUAUGAACAUAAGUGUGUGUACAUACAGUAUACACUUUGGCUGCAGAGUCUUUAAAAGCUGAUAUCUGUCUGCCAAUACCAACAUUGAUAUGUGGCGUUAAAACAGAAACCACCCACAUAACAUCACUAUGGUAUUGUUUUCUCUAUUGCUGCUUUGCUGCUUGCAGAUAGAAAUCUGAGGAAGGGCUUGGCCCAACAAACAGAGGGACAGCCUUUGACUUUUCAUUUCCAGACAGAGUGUUGAUGUUGGAACUUGGAAACACACUUUUAGCACACUCUCUCUCAGAUGGGAUUUGCAUAUGCCAUUUGCCUUCUUGGCAUCAGUAAAGCCAACAGAGCAACUGAAGAACUUGGUAAAUUGUCUGUUGGUCAAGAGUAAACCUUGUGCAAGUAUUCCAUGAAGAUGGUGGCAGGGAAUAAACAUUUUUCUUCCUGGUUUCUAACAGAUGGUAAUUUUUGGCUUUUAGUUCCUGAUGGGCUACAGCAUGUCACAGAGCUGCCAACUUUCACGCACUGAGCGUGAGACACACGCAUCUGACCCUUUUCACACGCUCUCACGCCACACCUCCAAUCUCUCACGCUAAACCAGCGCCUGCGCUCCCCAAAUGUGCAUCAUGCACAGUGUGUAGGGCUUCUGAAAAUCAAAACAGAUGAUAUUAAUUAUAGCAUUAGCUACUGAACAACAAGCACAUAAACAACACUUACGUACUACUUUAACUGGCAUUAGUUCACACACAGAAUCCCAUCUGUAUAAUCCAAGCCAGUGUGCUUUUUUUCCCACUCUGGUUGUGAGAUGGGCGGAGCGGUGAGCUCCACCUGCUGUUGAUGGGACGGGCAUGCCCGGUUCUCCCAGAACCGUGAGCUGCAGCUGCGAGCGCCGCCAAAAUGACAUGCUUUAUUUAGAAAUGCAGCCGCGUCGCUAGCCGGUGUUGACGGAGUUUCAGUCCCGGAUGUUUCUCUUUUGUUUUCACUCAUCAGCCACAGAUCCUUACUCACAGCAAGCUGGUCUUUCUACCAUGGUGACUCACUCACAUGUUCCCUCUCCUACAUUAGUUGGUGAUGCGGUGAAUUAAAUGUUUGAAUUCACCACUUCACCAGUGUGUUUUUCCUGUUUGUGAGACUAACCCCUCCUCCAUAACCAGGUUACUGGUACGGAAGCCUGGAAGGGCCAAAACUCCUCAAACUUUUCUUCUACUGCUGACAUGAAUUACAUAAGAUAGAACAGAGUAAAUUUUAUGAGUCCCACAGAGAGGACAUUAACUCACAGCAGCACACACACUUAGAGAAUCAGAUUACAGGUCAAACUGAUUCCAGCCAUGUUUGCUUUGAUAUCUUCAUGCUGAUGACCCACAUGAACAUAGUCCUCUGUUUAGUGGAUGCAAUUACAUCAUGAAGUUAGCUUAACAUGACAGAUUUAGUUUUCUUGGCAGCAAAUAAUUACUGGUAAUAUUAUGAAUGACAUGAAAUUGCCCACCCCCAGAUGGAAAUUUAAAAAAUGUACAUUAAUUAUAAUUCAAAGUUCCUGUGUGACAUUUGUGACACGUAGCUGUAACUCUUUACUGCUGAUAGAUAGAUAGAUAGAUAGAUAGAUAGAUAGAUAGAUAGAUAGAUAGAUAGAUAGAUAGAUAGAUAGAUAGAUAGAUAGAUAGAUGAUAGAUAGAUAGAUAGAUAGAUAGAUAGAUAGAUAGAUAGAUAGAUAGAUAGAUAGAUAGAUAGAUAGAUAGAUAGAUAGAUAGAUAGAUGAUAGAUAGAUAGAUAGAUAGAUAGAUAGAUAGAUAGAUAGAUAGAUAGAUAGAUAGAUAGAUAGAUAGAUAGAUAGAUAGAUAGAUGAUAGAUAGAUAGAUAGAUAGAUAGAUAGAUAGAUAGAUAGAUAGAUAGAUAGAUAGAUAGAUAGAUAGAUAGAUAGAUAGAUAGAUAGAUAGAUAGAUGAUAGAUAGAUAGAUAGAUAGAUAGAUAGAUAGAUAGAUAGAUAGAUAGAUAGAUAGAUAGAUAGAUAGAUAGAUAGAUAGAUAGAUGAUAGAUAGAUAGAUAGAUAGAUAGAUAGAUAGAUAGAUAGAUAGAUAGAUAGAUAGAUAGAUAGAUAGAUAGAUAGAUAGAUAGAUAGAUAGAUAGAUGAUAGAUAGAUAGAUAGAUAGAUAGAUAGAUAGAUAGAUAGAUAGAUAGAUAGAUAGAUAGAUAGAUGAUAGAUAGAUAGAUAGAUAGAUAGAUAGAUAGAUAGAUAGAUAGAUAGAUAGAUAGAUAGAUAGAUGAUAGAUAGAUGGAUAGAUAGAUAGAUAGAUAGAUAGAUAGAUAGAUAGAUAGAUAGAUAGAUAGAUAGAUAGAUAGAUAGAUAGAUAGAUAGAUAGAUAGAUGAUAGAUAGAUAGAUGAUAGAUAGAUAGAUGAUAGAUAGAUAGAUAGAUAGAUAGAUAGAUAGAUAGAUAGAUAGAUAGAUAGAUAGAUAGAUAGAUAGAUAGAUAGAUAGAUAGAUAGAUAGAUAGAUAGAUGAUA